UAAGGCAAUAAAAAUAAGAAAUGUAAAAAAUCCAUAUUGCAUGAGAGCUUAUGAAGUUGAAAAACAUACAGAAACGCUCUGCAAGAUUGAAGAAAGGUUAUUAAAUUUUAUGAAAACAAAUGAAUUUUUGAAGAGAAAAUCUAAUACAGAAGAUGCUCAAAUUGGUGACAUGGUUCUUGUACAAGAUAGUUUUAAAGCUGAGAUAAAAUUACCAUCAUAUGUUUGUCGAGGUUUGAUAACUGGUAUUAAAAAAGAGUAUGGGAUGUAUUAUAUAAUUCUUUUAGUGGAUCAUGGAAUUAGUAUUGGAUUAACUAGGGAUAAAUUUCAUAUACUUCCAAAAAAUCUUAUCCCUGAUAAGUAUUUAACGAAAACUGUUGGUGUAUAUAAUAUUAUACCGAUCUGCAUGAGAAAAAGCACUAUUUUAAAUGGUUGCAACACUAUAGCAGUUGUUGCAGAAAAAUGGACCGAGAAAGCAGUUCAAUUUACAAAACGUCUUCUCAGUGCAUGUAAAAUGGUAUACUUUGAUCAUUUAAUCACAAACAAAAGUAAUGGAAUAGAAUACGGAGAAUUCUAUUUUGUCAUUGAUAAAGUUGUCAUGUCAUUGAGUGAAGCUUUAUUUCUUAAUUAUCAUGCAGUUUACAUAGAAGGAGAAUUAUUGAAACUAGUUGAAACACACUCACAACUUAAAGAAAAACGAUGGUACAUUUUAUAUGUAAAGUUUUCAAGAAAUAAAGAAAAAAGAUACAAUGGAACACGCAUCAAAGGAACUAAUAAUACUCACACAAAAUUCUUUCUCAGUGAAAAGAUUUUAGUACAGAGCUCAAUAGACUGUGACAUCUUAUGUGAUAUUACAGACCUCAGAUAUCCUAAAGGAAUACAUCAGGGUUGGGAUGAGAACAUCAAAUCUUCCAGACCAAGAAAACUUCAGUCUUACAUAUGGCCUGCUAUAAACAAUGGAUUAAACGUUGUUGCUAUUGGAUCAACACAGUGUGGUAAAACGAGCGGAUGCGUAAUGGCUGUUUGCGGUCAAAUAGCUUUGCGUCUACAUGAAAUACGUAAUGGAACUCAGCCGUUAGCAUUGAUUUUAUGUGCCUCGUCUUGUGAAGUAAUUUCCGUUCAAUCUUUGUGCGAGUCGUUUCUGCGAACUUUUACUAAUAUAAAAUGUGUUGCUGCAUUUAAUGGCAAGUCGGAUAGAUCAGUAGCGGCAAUGAUAUAUAAUGGUUGUCAAAUUUUAGUGACUACACCGCGAUAUCUAGUCAGAUUCUUAAAUAAAAAUAAAGGUAUAUUGUCAUUUGAUCGACUUUCUUGUUUAAUACUUGACAAUGUCGAUGUAAUUUUGGAUAAAUAUUACAAUUCGGUAGGAGAACUCUUCAAAAAGCACAAGAUAAUCGAGAAUCGUGAACCACAACAAAAUGAUAGACCAAUAUUGCAGAUAAUUGUAUCGGCAACAACCUGGACGCCCGAGAUUAAGAAAUUUGUACAUCUAGUGAUGUAUAAUCCAUAUAUAUGCAUCGCGUCAUUUAUAGAAGCUGUGGUUUUUAAAUCUGUAAAUCUAAAACUGUACCAAGUAAACACUGGAUACAAGAGUCAAAAAUUAUUCGAUCUAAUGUCAAAAAAUGAGUACCUUACGAUGAGAACAGCGAUAAUAUGUACGAACGCCGAAGAAGCUGAAGAUUUAAAUACUUUUUUAAUUUUGACAAAGAAAACUCUGCUAAUUCAUGACAAAAUGAAAUCAUCUGCUAUACGAGCUUUACGAGAAAAUUGGAUAGCAUGUGUUUGUGGCUCCUAUCCAGUACUGAUAUGUACUGAUCCAGUCCUAUCUGAUCUGAAUUUUACUAAUAUUCAGUGGCUAAUACAUUUUUCUGUAUUAUCAAAAUUAAAAAAUCAAUUCAAUUAUAGGUUUUCUUUACUUUUAGAUAAUUUAACGGAGGAUUCAUCUAACUGUAAAAUUAGUAUUAUUGUUGACGAGAACGAUACUAUACAGUUAUUAAGUAUAGUAAAAAUAAUGCAACGAAUGAACAUUGCAAUACAACCGAAAAUACUUGACUACAUUCAGCGAAAAGCUCUUGAGUUAGAGAGGAAUAAGAAAGUAUAUGCUCUAUGUGAUAAUGUAAAAUCAUUUGGCUUCUGUCGAACACGAAAUGUCUGUGUAUUUAGACAUUGUGUUCUUUCUGAAAUUGAUGCACCAAUGACAAAUAUACAGAUAGGUGAUAAAGUGAAGUUGAUAGUGACAUAUAUUCAUGAUACGACGCAUUUUUCUGCAAGAAUUCUUGAACAUAUUCCACAUUCUAAUGAAUCGGAAAAAAUAACAUUUUCCAAUAUAGAGUAUAUGCAAAAUACGGGUAAAAUACAAAGUUAUUAUGGAAAUAUCGAAAACAGGAAAAUGUCUACUUCGACAAAUGUAGGUGAUAUCUGCGUUUUGGAGGAAACUAUCGAUACAUUUAAACGAGUGCAAAUUACACGCAUCAAAUAUGACAGAGAUUAUUCUGAAGAUGAAAUAUUCGUAGAUGUGAGAUGUAUUGACAGCGGUAUUGUACAUGAAUACAUUAAUGUACGUAAACUAAUGCACAUCCCAAAGGAAUUAUUAGAUCUUCCAACACAUAUUGUUGAAAUAUUUUUAACUAAUUUAAUUCCUUGGGAUGAGGAAUAUAUGUGGAAUCAUUAUACUAAUGAACAGGUGCACAAGUGGUUCUCAGAAAAUUUCGAUGAAAGGUCUUAUAUUAUCGGAGAAGUUCAUCUUCAUCUUGGAAAUACAAUAUGGUUAGAUGAUUUAAAAAUAGGAACAAAGUUAAUUGGUCAUCACGAUUUAAUAGGAUCCUCUUUAAAAAAGGAAUUAUGCCAUGGGAAUUAUUCAAUUGUAAACAACAAUCACUUAUCGAAUUUAUUUAAACUUUGCAGAAACAGCGGAAUGACAGAAAUCAAUGGUCAUAACCUACAUGCUGCAGACAAAUAAAUGAAGAAAUCUUUUAUUAUCAUUUGUAUUUUUAAAAGAUUGGAUGAUUUUAGAAAGUUAAUUUUUUUAAUGUGCAUUUAUUAGAAAAGAUUGGUACAAUAUCAUUCGUCUAUCUUGUAGUGUUUAACUGUGAAUGUUAUACACUAGUGGAUGCAAAGUUUUAGGGACUUCUACAUAUUUUAGGUAUUAAAAAUGAAGAGAAGUAAAAAUAAUUAUUCUUCA
Molecule: messenger RNA, 3175 nt
Organism: Acromyrmex echinatior (Panamanian leafcutter ant)
Lineage: Eukaryota; Metazoa; Arthropoda; Insecta; Hymenoptera; Formicidae
Product: Brother of Yb
Biological process (GO): germ-line stem cell division
Molecular function (GO): nucleic acid binding; ATP binding
Source: RefSeq, a predicted model, not a curated record